Biomphalaria glabrata is the source of this 8573-nucleotide messenger RNA. RefSeq names its product brain tumor protein-like. Gene Ontology annotation, molecular function: protein binding; ubiquitin-protein transferase activity; zinc ion binding. Bases 248 to 3049 code for a protein of 933 amino acids. Lineage: Eukaryota; Metazoa; Mollusca; Gastropoda; Planorbidae. The record is from RefSeq and is a predicted model, not a curated record. Gene Ontology annotation, biological process: positive regulation of DNA-templated transcription. Gene Ontology annotation, cellular component: nucleoplasm; chromatin. The transcript is spliced from 15 exons.
UCCAUCGAAGUGCGCAUGUGCAAACGGUUCUUGUAGAAGGAUUCAAGAUGGCGGGAAGACCUUUCUAAGUAUUUCUGUGUUCAUCCUUCGUUUACAAGAAGGCAAAAUCAUUUAUAUUUUACAUAUUUAAUUCAUUUACAUUCCAGUGUUGUUUCAAUUUUAAAGAUUCUUCUGGUCUAAUUUUCCUUUACAUCACAUGUUCACUGGCCACAAUUUGACAAGUUUUAAGUUCUAAGAUUAUAACACAAUGGCUUUAGAAAAUGAUGAAGCCUCCUCUGUCAAAUCUGAGAUGACUUUAACAGAGGAUGACAACAUUAAUAGUCUUGAUGGAGGGUUAGAAGAUAACCAAGCUUUUGAUAUUUGCAAGAUAUGUGAUGAGAAAAUAAAACAUCCUAAAAUUCUUUCAUGUUUGCACGAAUUUUGUGAAGAGUGUCUGAAGAAAAGACACGACAUAGAAAGAGAAGAAGAAUCUAAUUCUCCUAGUAGUCCACUUGCUAAAGAAUGGCUGAUGGAUCUUAUCAAAUGUCCAACUUGUGGGCAGAAAACUAGGAUUCCAGAAAAAGGCAUAUCUGGACUUCUGUCUGAUUCAGUUUUAGAGGAUAUGAUAGAGUCUGGUUUAGAUGAUAAGAAACAGAUUGGCUGCACAAGCUGCAAAGCUGGUGAUAAUGCUGUAGCAAGAUGUAGGACAUGUGAAAAUCUGCUAUGUCCAAACUGUGUCACUGCUCAUCAGUUUAUGAGAUGCUUUGAGGACCAUAAGGUUGUGACAUUUGAUGAAAUGAUUAAAAGUGGAGAAGGAAUAGAUCAUUUGAGAAAACCAGUGUUCUGCUCAUUACAUGCUGUAGAAAGCAUCAAGUUCUUUUGCUGCUCUUGUGUGGUACCAGUUUGUGGAGAAUGUGUCCAGAAAUGUCACAAUACUCCAGAGCACAAUGUGAAAAAACUAACUGAAGCUGUUGGUGCAAAGAAGGAUACCCUUGCAGAGUUCAUUAAAGAAUGUGGGAGAAAACUAAUUGAAUGUCAGAGAAUUAACACUACCUUAAGUGCUGCACUAGAAGAUUUGGAAAUGCAAAAAGAUAGCACCAAAGGGCUCAUACAGGAAACUUUUCAGAGUUAUAAAGCUGUUUUAGAAGAAAUCAGAGAUUCUUAUCUUAAAGAAUUAGAUGACCUUCAUGAAAAAAGAGAACUUUGUCUUAUGGAAAGAAUGCACAAAUUGUCUACUCAUGAAAAUCAACUAACUCAAGCUAAAACAUUUGUAGAAAGAGUUUGUCAACAUGGACAUGCUGGUCAAGUUGCUCAACUCUUACAGACUAUGCUGAAUCAGUUAAAUAAAUUGUGCAUGGGCCUUAUUAUGCCAGAUGUUCCUGUUAACACAGAAUUUAAGACAGAUGCAACUGCUUUUACUGCAGCUGUCAAAGGCACUUUUGGCUACUUUGCGAGAGAAAAAAGUGGAAUGGCUCCAACACAUUCUCCCUUUGAGCCGGAACAGCAGUAUACUCUUCCCAGUAUUCAUAAUAUGAGCAGUGUUAAUAUCAUGCCCAAUGCUACUGGUCAGGAGCUCAUGAAUCUUGGAAGUUUAACUGGUGUACAGCUUGGUACUAUUGGAAUUGGUCCUAGCAUUGAAAACAUGUCUCUUUCCAAUGUUAUUUCUAGUUUAUCUGCUGUGACUAUGGGGCACCAUCCAGAUAGCAACACCAUCUCGGGUAACAAUAGCCCAUUGUCUGAUAGUGGAAUCUCUGUGGAUAAUGUCAGCCACAGCAGUGGGGGAAAUGCAGCUGCAAUGAUGAAUGUUGCAAACAUGGCCAAAUUGCACCAAAGUCAGAGUCCACUUUUUGCUCCUGGUAUGAGUAUUAAUGGCCCUGGAACAGCAAUAGGCAGUGGAGGAAAUCCUAUUACUUCUGGAUCUGGAGAUAAUUCCUUGGCUAGUAUUUUGGGCUCUAAUACACCAGUGUCAAGUUCAAAUGCUGGCAAUGUUCAAAGUGCCAAUUUGGAAGGACUGGCUUCUCUUUUAAAUCAGCCACCACCACCUACUUUGAGUACUUUUACUAGUAUUGGUUCUUUUGAUCAAUUUAGUCCAGAACUUGGAUCACCUAAUAGUACUUAUAGUAAUGAGCCAUAUCCACCUGUCAGAAGAACCAAUAAAAUGAAUGCCAUGCAAAUCAGCAGAUUUCAAAGUGGACUUGGAGACACUGAGAUUGGCCAUUGGGGACCACAACAUAAACAAGUCAAUGAAGUUCCUUUGAGAUGUAAAUUUGGUCAACUUGGCCCUGGUAAAGGUCAGUUUAAUUCUCCUCAUGGCUUCUGUUUGGGGAAUGAUGAAGACAUUGUUGUAGCAGACACUAACAAUCACCGGAUUCAAGUUUUCCAGAAAACUGGUGAAUUUAAAUACCAAUUUGGAAUACCAGGGAGAGAAGAAGGUCAACUGUGGUAUCCUCGCAAAGUUGCAGUGAUGCUAAAAACUGGAAAGUUUGUUGUUUGUGAUCGGGGCAAUGAACGUUCAAGAAUGCAGAUAUUUAAUAGGAAUGGACAUUUUUUGAAAAAAAUAGCCAUUCGCUACAUUGAUAUUGUUGCUGGUCUAGCCAUCACUCCCGAAGGCCACAUUGUAGCAGUAGACAGUGUAUCUCCAACAGUCUUUGUUAUCUCUGAAAGUGGUGAUCUAAUUAAGUGGUUUGAUUGCAGUGACUACAUGAGGGAACCUUCUGACAUAGCUAUCAACAACAACGAAUAUUUUGUUUGUGACUUUAAAGGUCAUUGUGUUGUAGUGUUUGCUAGAGAUGGUACAUUCCUUCGUAGAAUUGGCUGCGAAAAUAUUACCAACUAUCCUAAUGGGAUUGACAUUAGUGGACACGGAGAUGUGCUAAUUGGUGACAGCCAUGGCAACCGAUUUCAUGUGGGGGUAUUUCAGAGAGAUGGCUCUCUUAUCAGUGAGUUUCAGUGUCCCUACGUAAAGGUCAGUCGUUGCUGUGGACUAAAAAUUACUACAGAAGGAUAUAUUGUCACCUUAGCUAAAAAUAACCACCAUGUUUUGGUUCUUAACACGCUGUACAUACCAUAAGAUGACAUUUUAAUGGUUUGGAAUUGAUUGAGUUGUGAAAUCAUGUCAAAGUUACUCAGUAGAGAUGUUUGGUUUUAAGUGAAUUUUUCUUUUAGUUUUUUUUUACUUUGACUUCAUAUGUUUAUAAUUUUUUUUUAUAUUAUGUGGAAAACAUUUUAUUGAUCACAUUUUUGGUGAUAGAAAAUCAUUUGCUAUUGUUCUCUGCAGACCAGAAGUUUACUACUUUCUUUUUUAAGUAUUAUGUUUGUUAGUUGCUUUAAUUCUUUAUAUUUGUACAGUCAAUGUCAAAAAAAAAAAAUAAAAAAAAAAAAUUUACAGAAAAGAAGCACAUAAUAGAGUAACUAUCUGAAUUUUAUGCAUUCUAUUAAUUUCGAGAUUAACUACAAUAAAAAUAGGAAUAAUUCCUUUCCCUUCAAUAAAUACUUAGCAUUUAUUUAAAGGACGUCAUAGUCAUGGCAGUUUUUUUCUUUGCUCCGAUAAAUAAAACUAAGCUAAUGGCAAUAUGAAAGUUUUAUAUAAAUAAAUAUAAAUUAAUAUUUUGUGCUGAUUGGUCUUAUUUUUUUCUCUUUGCAUGUUAAAUAACUUUACAGAGCAUAAAUUUGUCAUAAUACAUGUAUAUAAUUUUGACUUUUUUUUUUCUUUUCAUUGUAGAAAGACAUAAUUGUCUCUUUUGAUAGCUUGUAAUAAUUGAAGUGCUCAAAGAGACUUUUUUAUCUUACGAUUAAUAGGUUUUGUUUUGUUUGUUGUUUUCCUUUUUUUUUUUUUUUUUUUUUUAGAGUCGUUGUCAUCUUCAUACAGUAUUAUUAUUGUUAUUAAAACCGUAAAUCAGCAGAUGUGUGGAUUCUUUCACUUUUGGCAAUUAGCCAUAUUUAAAUAACAGGUGAUAUUAUUCUCCCUUUUUUUUAUUUUAGAAAUCUAUGCAUAUUUAAUUGCGCAAGAGGUUUACACUUUUUUUUCUCUCUAUUUUUAAUUCAGACAUUUACACUAAAAAAAAAUUAAGUGCUAGGGGACAACAUUCCAUGUAAAAAAACAAAAACUGUUUUGUCCUUUUAAAAUAUAUAUAUAUAUAAAUAAAAAAAAAUAAAAAAAUUAUGUAUUACAAAAAUUCAUUUUCUCAGGAGGCUAUUGUUUUCUUUUUUGAAAUAUUGAUUGAAUUUAUAUACAAAAUGUAUGUUUAUCCUGAUUAAUUGGAACAAUGCUUUUAGGGCCACUAAAUUUGGACUUAAAAAAAUGUUAGUAAAUUUUUCUUUAGAAAUGUUUACAUUGAAAUUGACUCAAUAUAAUCAUAUCAUUCAGCUUUACGCAGACUAACUCAAGGUGCACAUAUAAGCUAUCUUCUAGUGUAGCUCUUUUUUUUUUUCUUGUGCCAAUAUAUCUUUAUAUGUAAUCUUGUUAUAUUUUUUCUUAACAAAAUUUACAAUUAGACCCUCAUUGGGGCUUAUUUCCUCGAGGGCAUAAAGUAUAAAGUUUCAGCAGCUUGUCAUUUGUAAACUAUAUAAUGUUCUCAGAGGAACAAAAGACAUACCACACAGUUUACUUAAUCAUUUUUCUGUUUCCAUUGGUCAGAUUAUUUGACCUUUUGAUUAAUUUUUUGAAAUUAUGUAAUCUCAAAAUUAUAACCCAUAUACUGAUUUUUAUUUAUUUUUAUUUUUUGAAAUUUAUUAUGUGUCUUUAUUAAGCGAAAAUACCCUCUAUUUCCUUCACCAGAUAUUUUGUCUAGGUUUAAAACUUUAUACUUUAUAAAUUUACAAAAGUUAAAUUUUACAUUAUCUUUAAGGGAUGAGUUAUCAAAUUUGUUGUUUAGGUUGGUCCCAAGUCUAUAUAUUAAAUAUGCAACAUGCAUGUGUAUUGAAUCUAGUCAUUUACUCAUUGGACAUGGCCUUUUUUUUUUUUUUCAGUUACCUUUUGUGUUGUUUUCCCCCCAUCUUUGUUUUUUUUUUUUUUUUUUUUUUUGCCGUGCCUUAAAAUUUUUAUUUUUUGUUUUCGUGUUCAGUGUUAAAAACAAAAAGCUUUACAACAGAUAUUUAUAUUAUAUUAAGAUAUGUACUUUUAAAAUAUUUUUCCCUGCUUUUUUUUUUUAUAGUUUUAUAUCAUCUUUUUAUUAUAUUUUUAAGCUGAUGUGCUUUUAGAUCAUUUGGAGUGGUGAAAUCGCACAUAAGUUAUGCAUUUUUGCAGACAGGGUCUGGAGUGUUUGGGGCAAAAAAGUUGUAAUCAUUUUAUUUCAAUUUUUCUUACCCUUUCCUCCUUUCCACUUGCAAUUUAUGUGCAUGUAAACCUCAGAAAAUGACUCCCACCAUACUUAUACAGACAAUAAUGCCUAUAUAUUUUAUUAACACAUUGAAUUAAUCAAAAUUUAUUAGCUCUCACCUUCUAAUUGUAUUUUGGCAGGUGUGAAAAGUUUAGAUUUUUUUUUUUUUUUUUUUAAAUACAGUUUUCCAUUAUACCAUAUUCAUCCUUGUUAUAAACUGUUUUAAGCUUCAUCAUUAAAGUAUUCCAGAAAUAUUAUAUUUACCCAGUAACUUUGUAGACUCUUUUUUUUUUUUAAAAAAAAACAUGAACAGAAAGAAGGGAAGAGGAAUGAGGCUUCCUUUUGAGCCCAUUUUCUCAUUGCCACAUUUUUUGGUCUCCCAUUGUUUGUUUGCCUUUGUCAUUCAGACAAUCUAGUUUUAUUUUUGAAUUUUCUUUCUCUAGAAAUCACAACGAGUUUUUUUCAUCACAUAUGUUUAACCAUACUAUCAAUUGUGAUUCUGUGUUCAUGUUCUCAAUUCCAUCUUAUUUUAUAAUAUAUUGUGUCAGAUUUUUCAAUCAUUAAUAUUUAAGAAAAAAACAACAUGUUUUUGACCCCUAAUACUACUGAGAUUUUUCUUAUUGGGGGUAUGUGAAAGAAUACUAUAAAAUGCAAACAUAUUUAUUAUAUAUUUGUAUAUACCUGAAGAUAAAGCUGUUGCAUUAUUGUGUGUGUUUAUCAGUUGAACAGACUUUAUGUAUUGAUUUUAUAUUUAUAUAUAUAUAUAUAUAUUACUAGACAAUUGAUUUACAUGAACAUCUAAGUGAACAUUUACUAAUUCUAGUCUUCUUAAACAAUUAAAGUAAAAUCUAAAGUUUAAUAACAGGAUUAUAUCCCCUAAAUGCCUCUUCCAAUAUUUUUAAGUUAGCCCCCCCCCCCCCCCCUUUUUUUUUUUUUAAAUUAUAUAUAUACCAGGCAAAUUAUCCAGAUUUUUUUUCUUCAUUCACAUAUGGUGCUGUAUUUUUUUUUUCCAUUUAUUGAUUUCAAAACUAUGGCUUGACUGUAUCUUAGAACAAAAGUAUUUAGGGGUGCAAUCUAAUCUAGUAAAAACUAAAUAAUUACAGGAUGUUAAAUUCUGAUAAAUUAAAGAUUCUUUAAGGAAAAAUCAAAUUAGAUUGUAUCCCAUGUAGAUAUUUGUUUGUAUAUAUGAUUUUUUUUUAACAAAACAAUUUUAUUGUUAUAAAAUUGUUAGGUAAUUGGUGGGUUGUUUCAAGAAAAUGUUGCCCACAUUUUUUUCUUUGUUGACUCUUAUUUUUUCCAGUAAUAGUUUUUUUUUUUUGUUUUGUUUAAAAUAUUUUUUUUUGGCCAUUUGAUUGAUUUUGUGUUGUCUAUUUUCCAUUAAUCCAUUUUCCAUAUUUUGUAAAUAUUUUUCAGCCGCAAUUGUCCCAGUUUGGACAUUUUUUUAAAAUUCUGGUAUUGUUUUUGUUUUUUUCAUUUGAUUUCAAGCAGUAACUGACAUUAUCUAGUUUUGUCUUAUUAAAAGCUGACAAUGGCACUAUUGUAUGUCCAUCUCAUCUCAGUUACAGUUGUAUUUUUGAAGUGAUCUUACAUUAAUGUAUUCAGUAUCAUUCUGUCAGCCAAUUCACUUAUAUCAAAUUAUGUUAACUUAGGUUUUAUUAUGUCUUACAUAUAGUUAGUUUACUUGAUGUUUUGAUUUUUAAACUUGAAUAGAUUUGAUUGUUAAUGACACUAAACCAUGGUGCAUUUUGUGUUGGUAAUUUAUUCAAAUAUUUUUUAUCAGUUUGUCCCCAUUCCUUUUCAUUUAAGAAAAAAAAAAAAAAAGAAAAAACAUUAUUUUAAAAAUUAAACCAAUAUUUACAUAUUCAUUUUUUUUUUUCUCUAAUUAUUGGAAUCUGUGCUUGAAGGUCUUUUUAAAUUCACUCACAGAUGUACCAAUAGGGUUUUUCCCCCUCCUCGUCCUGUCUCAUGCAGUGUAUUAUGCAAUGUAAGGCUUUCUACGAAAAUGCUACUUUUAUGACAUUGUCUGGCACUGCUUUUUUGUUUUAAGGCAAUAAUUCAUAUUUUUUUUAAAUUCCAUUAAAUGUAGGUUAUUUUAAGUACAACAACAACAAAAAAUUCUUACCUAUAGAAAAAGAUUGAAUCCAAUAGUUUUAUGAAUAUAUAUACACUUGACAAUCAAUAGCUCCAUUUACAAAACCCUGAAUGGCUAAUAUUGUUCUAGAGAGUUGAGCUUUUUUUUUUUUUCUAUUUAGGACUUUUUGUUUGUGUUUGUGCAAUGUUGCAAUCAAAAUCUUUAAAGAUAAAAAGUCAAAAAGUAAGGAUUAUUUUAAAGAUGCUUUUAAUAAUGUGGUUCCCCCCCCCCCUUAUUUUUUUUUGUUUAAAACACCCUUUCAAAAGACUGUUGUUUGGAUCUCAGUUACAACAUUGUUAUAUACACUUUUUUUUAUAUUUUUAAGGACUUUUUUUUUUUUUUUUUUACAUGUAUGCAUUUUAACUGAAUGGCUUGUGAUAUUUUUUAAUCAAGAACUAAUGCAUUUGUCAUACUGCUGCUUCUAUCUCUUAAAAAGAAGUGUCCCCAAAACAUGUUCUCUCCUUCUAAGAAAGUAUUUUGUGCUGGGGGGAAAAUACAAAGAAUUUUUUUUUAAAGUCAACCACAAUCAUGUAAGCAUUACUCCUUUUUAUUGACAGGUCAAACUUGAUGAAGCAAUAUUUAUCUUCAUAUUUACAUUAUUUGCUCAAGCUUUUUUCUUUCUUUCUUUCUUUUUUUUUUUUUUGUACAGUUUUUGUACUUGUAUGUAACACUUGUAGAAAAAAUCCUUUCAUAACUAUUAUCCAAGCUAAAUGAUCAAUACUUGAGUUCAAUUAAUCAGCUCACUAUAUUAUUAUUACAGGAACAAUGAAGGCGCUCCUUAUUUGGUGAUGGGUAGUUGUUUUAUAGGUUGUUUUUUUUUUUUUUUUGUGUGGUGCCAUUUAAUGUUGAGGCAGCUUGAGAUGAAAAUUGUCAGCCUAAUACAUCUGACUUGAGAUUCUAGUUGUUGCUGACAGUUUUGAUCUUGACAGGCUCCGUGUAGCUGUGUUUUCAUCUUAAACACAAGCAUUACUCUUCCAAUAAUGGCUGUAUUGAGGCAGGUAUGAGGGGCACUAUACACAAGUAUUGAUAUAUAUAUAUAUAUAUAUUCUAUUCCUAUUUUUGGAAAUACAUCUGCCAUUUCUUAAAAUGUACGUUUAUGUUAAGAUGUAUGCAAAAAAUGGAAUAAAGGUGUUCUUUCAGUCCAA